GAUGCGUACGAGCCGAUCAAUUCGUUCUCGAAUGGAAAUCAUAAGUAAUGAAGUAAGGAAAUUGAAUGCGUGCUUGAGACAAGUAGAGAAUCUGAAUCCAAGUGGUGCUUCAGAUGAAGAUAUUUUAGUUCGAGCAAAGAUGUUAUUUAUGCAAGAACCAAAGUACAAAAAAGGUUUCAAAUUUGAUCAUGUCUGGAAUAUGGUUAAAAAUUUUGAAAAAUUCAAAGAUGAUGUCCCCACAGCAAGACAAGUUGGUCGAAGACAAUCCCAAAGUGUGAACUUCGACUCGUCACAAUCAGAUAAUCCCACUCCGGAAUCUCCUAUAUCAACAUCUCCUGGACUGUCAUCAUUUACUCCAUCUGAACGACCUAUUGGGGUAAAAAAAGCUAAAUUGAAAAGGAAAAAUGAUGAUCAUGAGUCAAGUGUAGUGGACUCCAUCGAGACCUCCAACAAUCGACUUAUAGACAGGUUAGACAAGGCGAGCUUGGACAGGCAAGUAGCGUUUGAUAUCGAACGAGAAAAGAUAGCCAUGAAAAAAGAUAGAGAUGAAUGGAAAAUUAUAAUGAAAGAUUUGAAUUCCAUUGCUGAUCCAAACGUGCGUGAGUACGUUCGAGCUCAACAGAUUAAAAUAAUACAAAAAAGAAAUCAACAAGAACAAGGGUCUGCUUCUAAUUUUGGCAAUUAUUUCAAUGAUAUUGGACACUCUGGCCCCGAUCUACCAGAUUAUUGAGAGUUGCUUGUCCAUCUCAGGAAAUGUUCUAUGUUUAGUUUGUAUUUU
Messenger RNA from Asparagus officinalis (garden asparagus), 778 nucleotides. RefSeq lists its product as uncharacterized. The record is from RefSeq and is a predicted model, not a curated record. Lineage: Eukaryota; Viridiplantae; Streptophyta; Magnoliopsida; Asparagales; Asparagaceae. The coding region runs from base 2 to 730 and encodes 242 amino acids. The transcript is spliced from 2 exons.